GCGUCAUGUUUCUAAGCGAAAUUGAAGUUUCUUCGAGAUGAAAGACAUGGGUUAUAUCGUUGUUAUCUACGGACUUGUGUGGUUAUAUAACUUCAUUAAUGUCAACUGAUACCUUGUGACUUAAUACAUCAUGUCGUCAAAUUCAAGAAACCCGAAGGACAUCAGAUCCGUUGUAGAGGACAGUGAUAAGGACAUGUCUGAUAUGCAGAAUAACCUGUCCAAACUUAAGGGAUUAUCGGCUGAUGAUAAGACAGAAAAGGCCAUGCUUCGCUCUCGUAUUGACGAACAGUCUCAGUUGAUCAUGAUUCUGAAACAGCGUUCAGACGAAGUCGCAUCCAAAACUAAAUCUGUGGACAGAAUCAAUGAGGAACUUAUCAGCUUCCGGGAUUCAUCUAAAGGGAUGUUGGACGGAGAGAUCAGGAAAUACAAUAUACUCAAUGCUAGGUUUGACGACCUGGCGUCCAAUCAUCAAGAAAUGAUUAAGAUUAAAGACGAAUACAAAAGAGCAAAUAGAGACCUGCGAGAGGAAAAUUCUCGUUUAAGAGAUGAAAAUGCUCGUAUAUUUUCUGGUGCUAUUGCUGAAAAGGAAGAACAGAUAAGUGAACUAGAGAAAAAACUUGGAGGUCUCAAGGAACAGUGCAACACCCUGGAACAUCGCAACAGACACAUCACACAGGAGUUCCGAAUGAAGGAGGAGGCUCUACAGGGGGACAUCAGGACCCUCCAGGAACAAUACAAGAAGGAUGUCAAGUCUCUACAGGCCAAGCUACAGGAGGCUGAGGAGAGGUUAAAAAGUGCGAACUACAAGCUACAGAAUCAGGCUGACUCUAAGAAAAGCAUUGAUGCUGAGACUCAGCUGAAGAUUCAGCAGCUGACCAAGGAAAAGGAUGAACUACUCGACCUAGCUAUGCAGCGAGGCAAAAUUGUACAUAAAGAGCAGACAGAGAAUAAGAAGCUACAACAGAGGAUUGGUGAAAUGGAAAAAGCUGUGAGGAACAUGGAAGAAAAAUUUGAGCGAGAGGCAGCUGCAGUGAACUCUAACCUCCAGGUGAGGCGUCUCCGGGAAGACCUAGAGGACUCUUCAGUGAGGAACAAGGAGAGACAGAGUGAAUUCGAGGCCUAUAAGAAGCAUACCAAUGCCUUGCUACAGAGAGAACGAGACAUCAACGAAAAGCUGCGAAACCUAACAGGAUGACGAUGAUCAAGGGGCAGACAACUCUUAUAACAUAAUACCAAAUAUUCCAGGAGGACAACCCUCGUUUGUAAUGAUUCGUAGCAUUGGAAGAGAUCACACCAUUGAAUUGUACUUAUUAUAGAUAGUUAAGGAGAGUAUAAGAACUUUGAUUAUAGCUUGUACAUGUACUGUGUAAACUCAUACACAGGUGUUUUUCCGCUCCAAGUUUCAUCACGUCUAGCCUAAUUUCAUAACACAUUCACAGUAUUAUUUGAACUUCAAGAAAUACAACACUACAAAAUACCUGUUAUUGAGUGGGGAAUAUCAGUACAUAUACUAUAGUUUUCUA
Molecule: messenger RNA, 1523 nt
Organism: Mizuhopecten yessoensis (Yesso scallop)
Lineage: Eukaryota; Metazoa; Mollusca; Bivalvia; Pectinida; Pectinidae
Product: coiled-coil domain-containing protein 89-like
Exons: 7
Coding region: 131-1195 (354 amino acids)
Source: RefSeq, a predicted model, not a curated record